AUGAAGAAACGGUCGCCAAUGUCACAGCCAGCGGUACCGGACUUCUUCGUGUCCACGGCGCGGCAGUGUUUGGCUUCGGGAAAAAAGAGAAAAUGCCUGUCGAUGUCCGAGUGUCGGAGCCUUGCCGCCCAGAUACAGGCCGUGGACCUUGGUCUGAAACCUGCGCUGCUGUACGACCUGAACUCCGCCGAGCCCAGUCAGAUACAGCACUACUUACGGUGCCUCCAGGCGGCUGGCCGUGUGAGCAAAGCGCUGCACCUUCUGGUGAUGGACGGUAACGUUAUUAUUAUUAACCUGGAUGUGUGCAUGCUGAACCUGGAGGAGCUGCUGCGACAAAACGCUGUUGUCUUAAUGGACGUGUCUUGGGGAAAUGGUAAGCCAGCAACAGCCGAUUUCAGGUUGAGCGGGAUGGAGGCAGCUGUGAGGGGUGUGUUGGACAGGCUCAGGACAUUGAUGUCAGACGGCCCUCUGGUCUGCUUAGUUGAUACACAAACCUGCCCCAGCUGGAACCUCUGCUCCCUGUUUGGGAUUCUUCUUGGUUAUCCUGCCGUGUACUGGUUUGACCUGAUCCACAAUGCUGAAAACUGCUUGGGCAUGGUGCCUCUACAAGUGAUUCGUGUGACUGCAUGCUGGGAGGCUGUUGCCGGGGGCAGCCGUUGCUGCCUGUAUUCCUUCAGCAUCCCAGAGGAGCUGGUGUCAGAGACUCAAAGUGCCCUGGACACCUGGUGCAAUAGACUGCGGGCCCAGUUUAGCCAGCAAUCAGCCUUUAAUGAGUUGGUGAUUUCCUCCGACAGGGUCUGCUUGCCUCAUGUGGCCCUCUGAAGCUAGGAAGCCCUAUGUGGGUCUGGAAAAUGACACAGAAGUGCGUUUGGUCCCAGCUGAUCGUUCCUGCUGACAGUGUGAAAAUGAUUAUUAACAGAAUAAUUGGGAGUUUGGAAAUGAGUUGGACACACAGCAGACAUUCUGUGAUUGGUGCAGUAGAUAUUGACAGAAGUAUGCUGUUUUGUAUUAGCUGACCUCUGUCUUCCCUCCAGAGCAGAGCCUGUAUUCCUCUUUAUUCUUAGUGCACAAUAUAAAAGGCAGACUGUUCUUUAGCAUAGACAAAUAUUUAUAUGAUCCAAUUUCUCUUUUUUUGGGGUGCUUUUAUGGGUCACGACUCUGUGUCCAUGAUCAGAAGGUUACCUGUUUAAAACCUACGGCCGGCAGAGUGAUUUCAGCGCUGGGCACUUGAGCAAAGCCCUUAAUUAUAAAUUGCACUGUCUGACCUGCUAUCACAAUAUGUAGCUUUGGACAAAAUCAUCCGCUAAAUAAAUAAAAUUGCUGAAGUUUUGCUUAAAUCAAAACUGAUUGUUGUAUUGUAACAAUAUUGUAUAAUGAUGUUGUGAACAAUAAAAUCCAUCCAGUUGUUUCGCUAA
Messenger RNA from Brienomyrus brachyistius, 1415 nucleotides. RefSeq names its product chromosome 6 C1orf74 homolog (gene c6h1orf74). The record is from RefSeq and is a predicted model, not a curated record. Bases 1 to 822 code for a protein of 273 amino acids. Lineage: Eukaryota; Metazoa; Chordata; Actinopteri; Osteoglossiformes; Mormyridae. The transcript has a single exon.